This is a messenger RNA of Rotaria sp. Silwood1, 1318 nucleotides long. NCBI's taxonomy places the organism in Eukaryota, Metazoa, Rotifera, Eurotatoria, Philodinida, Philodinidae. The record is from the annotation of a GenBank genome assembly.
AUGAAAGGACUUGAUUUACAAGGAGAAAAUGUACUUCGUUUCUAUACAACCAAUUGGAAACAUUAUCGAGUUUGUAGUAGAGUAACAGAUGGUGUUUGUAAAAAUUUAAAUCGACAUUGGCCACGGCAAGAAUAUUAUUUAGAAAGAACAGAUGUUGAUGAACUUCUUACUAUGGCAAUGAAAAUUUGGCAGUUAGUCUUUUUCCAACCAUUGAAUAGACAAGUUACUUCAGCAUGUCUUCAAUUAAUCAAAGCUGAACGUCAAAAUAAAGAAAUUAACACACGAUUAAUUAGUGGAAUUAUAAAAAGUUAUGUCGAACUUUGCUUCACCGAAAAUUCAUGUGUAUCAAUUACCAGUUAUCAAAUAACAUCUCCAACAUUGGCAAUUUAUAAAGAAUAUUUUGAAAUACCAUUUCUUCAAGAUACAGAACAAUUUUAUCGACUUGAAGCAGCUAAUUUUAUUCGUGAGCAUAAUUCUGUUAUUGAGUAUCUCAAAAAGGUAGCUCAACGUCUUGAUGAAGAAAAGCAUCGUGUACAGUCAUAUUUACGUUCAUCAACAUUAGAACCAUUAAUUAAAAAAGUUGAAGAAGUCCUUAUUCGUGAUCAACUUGAAGCUAUUUAUACUGGAGAAAAAGCACUUUUACCUGACGAAAAAUAUUCAGAUUUGGCACUUCUAUUUAAAUUAGAUCCAAAACUUUAUGUUGAAACAAUUCUUGAAAUUCAUACAAAAUUCUUCCAACUUGUACAAGAAGCUUUUAGUAAUGAACAAGAUUUCACGGCUGCUCUUGACAAAACUUGUGGUAAAUUUAUUAAUAACAAUGCAGUAACAACAGCUACUGGUAAUACGACAAAAUCACAUGAAUUAUUAGCUCGUUAUUGUGAUGCACUCCUACGAAAAGGAAGUAAAGCUGUAGAAGAGACAGAUCUCGAAGAAAAAUUCAAUCAAAUUAUGCAAGCAUGUGGUUUUAAAUAUACAUCAAAAUUAGAACGAAUGUUUCAAGAUAUUGGUGUUAGUAAAAGUUUAAUUGACCAAUAUCGAACAUAUUGUGAAAAGCUUAGACUUGAUGAUAUUGUUGAUUUUUCUGUUAUGGUUCUCAGUUCAAAUUCAUGGUCGUUUUCUGCGCCACCAAAUUUUGUUUUACCAGUUGAACUUAAAACAACAUUUGUGAGUUUUACUAAGUUUUAUACUCAACAACGUAAUGGUCGUAAAUUAACAUGGCUUCAUCAAUAUUCAAAAGGAGAUUUACAAACAUUAUAUACUAAACCAAAAUGUAUUUUAUAUCUAAGUAUUGAUUUAGUCUAUGAAAUAAUUUUCUUUG